AUGAUGAACCUUGAUGAUGACCAUGAUGCGUCAUCAUGGUUAACACUCUCACUACCGAGUGGUGAUGUUGUUAUGGAUGAUUCACUCUCACAACAACCAUCUUCACCACCUUCAUCACCCCUUACACCUAUAACAUUUGAAUACACACCUCCAAUACAUCCUUUUAACCCUCUAACAUUCUUUCAUUCGGACAUCAUGCGCCAUGGUGUUCAUCCUCCUCCUGCUGCUGCACCACUUUCAUAUCAAGAACAACAAGAUAUGGUGAUUGCACCUUCAUGGCUUACACUUUCACUUCCAUUUUAUUCAUCAUCACUACCACCACAGCCAUUAACUCCUUCUCUUUCUCCUCCUAAUGCUAUCAUUAGUAGCAAUAGCGAGGAGCAGGGAAGUCCUUCAAGUAUUCAACCACCAUUCCCAUGGGCUACUUCAAAGCCCGCCACAGUUCACACUCUAGAUCACUUGUUGUAUGAUUUGAAUAUAAAGACUAUUCCAGGUACUCUGGAAUGCAAGUCUUGUAAGUUUCAACAGACUGACUUUCGUUUUGAUUUGCUUGAAAAGUUUGAGAAAGUGGCAAGUUUCUUCAUGGAGGAAAAUAUGAAUUAUCGUGCACCUGAUGUCUGGAUGAAACCGGUGUUUCCAAACUGCACGAGGUGCGGGGAAAAAAGCACAAUGAAGCCGUUGAUUGGAAAGAAAGAAGAGAUCGAUUGGCUGUUUUUGUUUUUGGGUGAGAUGAUAGGGUGUUGCAAUCUUGAGCAUUUGAGGUAUUUUUGCCUACAUGCUAACAUUCAUAGAACAGGUGCCAAAGAUAGAUUGCUAUAUCACACAUAUCUUGGUUUAUGCAAACAACUCCAACCACAAUGA
Molecule: messenger RNA, 861 nt
Organism: Vicia villosa (hairy vetch)
Lineage: Eukaryota; Viridiplantae; Streptophyta; Magnoliopsida; Fabales; Fabaceae
Exons: 1
Coding region: 1-861 (286 amino acids)
Source: RefSeq, a predicted model, not a curated record